GCUCCUCCCGGGGCGGGGCCCGCCUCCUUCCCGGCAUGCUCCGCGCGGCCGCGCCCCGCAGGUGGCGGCUGAGGCGGCGGGGAGAGGGAGCGGUUUUGAUAGAAGCUUGUCUUUGAAAGACUGGAAAGGAAUAAAGAACAUAAUGACUACUUUGGAUGAUAAACUGCUUGGUGAGAAACUCCAGUAUUAUUACAGCAGUAGUGAGGGUGAGGAUGAAGACAGUGAUAAAGAAGAUAAAGAAGGGGAGAGCACCAUUCCUGAGAGCGUUGGGGAGGUAGAGCUUACCAGCGACAGCAGUGCAGUCAACACAGGUCCCAAAGGAGUUAUUAAUGACUGGCGAAGAUUUAAACAACUGGAAACUGAACAGCGACAGGAGCAGCGCAGAGAAAUGGAACGACUCAUUAAAAAGUUAUCUAUGACAUGUAGAUCUCACUUAGAUGAAGAGACUGACAAGCAGAAGCAGAAAGAGCUUCAGGAAAAGAUCAAUGGAAAGAUGACGUUACAAGAAUAUAACAUGAUUCACAAUGAUGAAGACGAUGAGGAAUUUCUACAGCGAUACAGGAAGCAGCGAAUGGAGGAGAUGAGGCAGCAGUUGUACAGUGGGCAACAGUUUAAACAGGUUUUUGAGAUUACCAGUGGAGAAGCAUUUUUGGACACAGUUGAUAAAGAGCAUAAGAGCACACUGAUCGUGAUCCAUAUUUAUGAAGAUGAUAUCCCAGGCACCGAAUCCCUGAACGGGUGUAUGAUCUGUCUGGCUGCUGAGUAUCCAACAGUUAAAUUUUGCAGAGUGAAGAGUUCGCUCAUUGGUGCUAGCACUCGCUUUACUAAUAAUGCGCUGCCAGCUUUGCUGAUCUAUAAGGCAGGCGAGCUCAUUGGCAAUUUUGUGCGAAUCACUGACCAGCUUGGAGAAGAUUUUUUUGCUGUAGACCUGGAGGCUUUUCUGCAGGAAUGUGGUUUGCUCCCAGAAAAAGACCUAGUGCUCCUGACUUCCAUACAUAAUCCAUCUGCAUGUUACAGUGAGGACAGUGAUCUGGAAAUAGACUGAACCACUUAUGCCAAGGGCCAGUAGGUGUAGUUGUACUGUGGGAUGUUCUUGUGCUAGGGACUGCUCUCUUCCGUAGUGUGGGUAUGUAUGCUUCCCCUUCAUGUACUUUGAAUUUUGCUUGUUAGAGAGUUGUUAAAAAUAGCAUAAGGAAUUCCUAACAUUUUCUUAAAUUAAUUCAGUAAAGUGCACACUAAAACAAUCUUGCUUUAUGCAAUUCCGAUGUAUUUUACUGAACAUGAAGUUGUAACACAACUCAGUAGGUUUAGGAAAUUGUGUAUUGUCAUCUCUGUUCUCUAAAGCACGUAGUUGCUUUUUUUAAAAUGUUUUUGUUCUAUCAGCUGUCUAUGGUCAGCCUUGUUACAGGUUUUCUGGAACAUUGUAAUGUAAAUACUAGUUGGAUUGAGAUGUGGCCACCUACUCGCUAGGACAAGAAUCGAGACUGCAAAUGAAGAAGUUUUUAAGCAUUCAAGACUUAGUAGCCUGCAGCUGAACUGCUGCCAAUUAACAGUGCAAGGUCCCACCUUCCAUUCCCUAAUUUGCAGUCCCCUUCUUGGAAGCACCUUCUUGUUCUGACACCUGGCAUCAAAUUUUUGUCCCUUUGUCACUUACAAAUAACAACAGCCUCUGACUUCACCCGGAAAAUUACUUCUCAGCUGGAGAGAAGAGUUCUUCCUUUAAUCUUGCCUGAGACUUAAAGGAGAAAAUACUUUUUCAGUUGCAAAUUUUAAUACAUUCUUGUGUUUUAAAAUACCCACCCUUAGAGUUCAUAGUAGUCACUUCACCAGAAAAUGUUCUCAGCUUCUUAAGAGAGAGACUGUCUUAUCAUAAAAAGAACGGCAACAUGUGUGCUGAACAGCCUCAGGAGAAUUUUGCUGGCAAAAUGCAGAAUCAAGAAUUGAGUAACGUCAGAAUUUCAUUUCUAAAAUUACUAAAUCAGUGCAAAAAUUCUUUUCCGUCUGCCUUCAUAUGAUCUGCCUCAGCUGGGUCAUCAGAUGUAUUCUGAAUAUUAAUAACCCCUGGACCUGAGAGAUGACUGGAUGGCUUUGAGGGAAAGCAGCCUUGAGCUAAGAGACUGGGUUACCAAUCCAGGUAUUCGGAGGCCGGCCCAUUUUUUCACUGCUGAUUCCCUUCUCUGAAGCUCAGUAUUCUGCAGUGUUCAGCAGGAUCAAAAACAUUGCCGCUGUCCUCUGAUGGCAGCUCUGUCAGAGCACCCUUUUUGUACCAUGCAUCAGUGGAGUUCACUCAGAAAAAAAUCUUGUGGGGUGGGGCUGAAACCUGUGUGGACAUCACAGUUUUUCCCUCUGUCCUUCAUAAGAAAUAACAAAGGCUUCCUCGGAAGCAUCGCCACAGCUGUUCCAGUUGCCCAGUGACACUGAUCUUAAAGUUCUCAUCUUCUGCAAAAACACAGGGUGACUGCCACUUCGGGCACAGAAUGAAAGCCUGUGCUGGCUGAGCCCAUUUGUGUCUAGGAACAUUAUUGCUACCAAAUGCAGCAGCUGCAUAUUAAUCUUCCCUCCUAGAGCACCUUUGUCAUUACCAUUUGUCAUGAUUACAUUUUCAUUAAGGUGUGUUUAUUUUGUUUGGGCUCUACUUCCUUCAUAAAUCAGAUCAUAAUAUGGGGAAGUAAUUUUCAGGGUUUCUAUUACAUUGAAGUUCACCCUGCCUCCAGCAAGGCUGGUGCUACGUAGCUGCAAGAUAACCUAAUGCAAGAUGGCAUUAGACGCCAGUAGCAGUUUAUAGCAAAUGCAGGCAUGAGAACCUCCGAGGAUGCAGAGCGAGGUAAAGGCGUUACCGGCCAGAUUAUGGUGUGGCUGAAUUGCUCAAACAACGUACCCAGCACAAACAAGCACACUGAAAUGUGUGCGCUCUGUCCUUCGUUAUUAUUGAAUAAUUGUCUGUGUACUUAAUUUGGUAUUACGUUUGCUUUCUCAUGCUUUACUUAUUUUGCUUGUUAUUUUUUAAUUUUGGGGAAAGUAGACUGUCAUUACCUAAAUGUGUGACCCAAUGUAAUGCCUUGUUUAAUGAUUAAAUUUAAUUGCAAGUUUUAUGUAAGGCACUUUGGAACACCAGGAAGAAAUGCAAAUGUCUCUGUGUAAAUACUAGGUUCUUAAUAGGAAUGGAUCUUGGGCUAGAAAAAGAAGAAUUUGUAAUUGUAUCUGUUUGAACUGUGUUUUAACAAGUAGUAUAAGCAGAAAAAUAAUUUGUAAUUAAAAAUCACUGAAUUGGCAGUAAUUGUAGCUGUUUUAAGGAAACUGGCAGGAAUCCAGAUUUUAAAAUGUGGUAAGAGAUUAUUUCUCUUCAUCUCAGAAUUGCAGAAAAAAACCACGAAAGUUAUAAUGAAAUUAAAUCGUUGAGCAUGGAUAUCAGCACAUUUAAGAAAAAAAAAAAGUAGCUUUUAAUCUAUAUUCAGGAUGAGAUUCAGUGAAAUCUGUCGUGAGGACAGGGUACAUUAUUAGCAUCAUAAUAAAACCGGGCUUGGAGAGGGUGUCAGGGGAGAGCUGACUGCUUGAGUUGCUUUGAAGUUUUUUCAUGAAGUGCUUUUUUUUCCCCCCUAUGGCAGCAAAACUGUAAUAGGAUCAAAACCUCUCCUGCUGCUCUGUGUUGGAUGGCCUGCAGCAAGGUGACUCCUGGCUAUUAAUCUCCAGUGCUCAGGUAUAUGAUAGAUGGUUUACAGUGCCAGUAGCAAAAAGGAAAAGAAAAAAGGUCUGAAUCCAAUUAAAUAUUUAUCUGGAAGAAUAUAAUAAGCACAAAGGAGAGAGGGGUAGGGAGAGGAUGCGCUAUAAUGCUGCUUCUCGUUCUCAGCACAGGCAGCACAAAUGUGAGAAGUAAGGGGAGGCUGACAGUGGCUGCUGAGAAUUGUUGCUGGCAGCACUGGGCGCUGCUGCUUUUAUCCAUUCUUGAAGCUAAAUCCUUCCAAAUUGACCAACAGGUGAUAGCCCUCAAAAAAACCCAGCAUUCUUAAUGUGCAUUAAGCAAUAAAACUAAUGUAUAACAGGUUAGUUACUAAUUUGUAAGUGCGUGCCCCCUAUCUGUUCAAUACCAAUAAAACCCACAACUCACACCAACACUGUUAUCUGUAAAUGUUCUGGUGGAAGUGUUUUUUCUUUAGUCUGCUUUACUUCUCUAAUUUUAGAUGUCAUAACGACCUGCAGGUUAAGAAUUAGGGUGUAUUUAUAUACAUGUACAGGGGAUCAAAGUGAAAAUGAAAUUGUAUGAACAGCUACAUAAAAUAAAACUGUUUUGAAACAUUCAACUUGGCCUUGAGAGUGUCAGGUUUGCAGUUUGAUGCCGGUGCCUCUCCUUCCCCCAAAGCCAUCGUACUCUGUCGCUGUCUGAACUUCAUUUAAAUUGAUGCAUUCCUACUAAAUGGCUUGGACUUGAAUAAAGGAUGCUUUUUAAUUUUGUCAAA
Messenger RNA from Falco peregrinus (peregrine falcon), 4454 nucleotides. RefSeq names its product phosducin like (gene PDCL). Gene Ontology annotation, biological process: regulation of G protein-coupled receptor signaling pathway. Bases 143 to 1045 code for a protein of 300 amino acids. NCBI's taxonomy places the organism in Eukaryota, Metazoa, Chordata, Aves, Falconiformes, Falconidae. The transcript has 5 exons. The record is from RefSeq and is a predicted model, not a curated record.